GGUGUUGACCUGUAGCAACUGCACUCAGACAUCAUGAAACUUCUGAUCUUGGCUUUGUUCAUUGCUGGAGCCUACGGUUGUGGGCAGCCCAAAAUUGAUCCCAUCCCUUCUAGGGUUGUGGGUGGUACUAAUGUUAGACCAAACAGCUGGCCAUGGCAGGCAUCUUUCCAGUACCAGAGUGGCUCUAGCUUCUACCACACCUGUGGUGGUACUCUUAUCUCCAGAGAGUGGGUCCUGACUGCAGCUCACUGUGUUGGCAGCCGAACUUACAGAGUCUACCUGGGCAAGCAUAACCUGGCAAUCAGUAAUGAGGCUGGCUCCAUUGCAAUUUCACCUGCUAAGAUUAUUGUGCACGAGAAGUGGGACUCCUACAAUAUCCGCAAUGACAUCGCUCUGAUCAAGCUGUCGACACCAGUUGAGAUCUCUGACAGCAUCUCGCCAGCUUGUCUGCCUGUGGCUGAUGACAUCCUGCCCCACAAUUUCCCCUGCUAUGUCACUGGCUGGGGACGUCUCUGGACCAAUGGCCCCAUUGCUGAAGUCAUGCAGCAGGCUCUGCUCCCUGUUGUGGACUUUUAUUCCUGCAGCAGGUCUGACUGGUGGGGCAACCUGGUGACCGACCUCAUGGUUUGCGCUGGUGGAGAUGGCGUGGUGUCCAGCUGCAAUGGUGAUUCUGGUGGCCCUCUGAACUGCCAGAGAGCUGAUGGUACCUGGGAUGUUCAUGGUGUUGUGAGCUUUGGCUCCAGCUUGGGUUGCAACUAUCCCAAGAAGCCCUCCGUCUUCACCCGUGUUUCCGGCUACAUUCCCUGGAUCAACAAUGUGAUGACCUCUAACUAAAUUCUGGAAGGCCUGGUUACUUCAUAAGCAUCACAAUUGUUAACUGUGUGAAUCAAUAAAUAAGCAUUAUUUUCCCA
Messenger RNA from Misgurnus anguillicaudatus (oriental weatherfish), 911 nucleotides. It is a transcript of the gene ela2, whose product is annotated as elastase 2. Gene Ontology annotation, biological process: proteolysis. The record is from RefSeq and is a predicted model, not a curated record. Gene Ontology annotation, molecular function: serine-type endopeptidase activity. Lineage: Eukaryota; Metazoa; Chordata; Actinopteri; Cypriniformes; Cobitidae.